Molecule: messenger RNA, 1785 nt
Organism: Boleophthalmus pectinirostris (great blue-spotted mudskipper)
Lineage: Eukaryota; Metazoa; Chordata; Actinopteri; Gobiiformes; Gobiidae
Gene: skp1
Product: S-phase kinase-associated protein 1
Exons: 6
Coding region: 154-645 (163 amino acids)
Biological process (GO): SCF-dependent proteasomal ubiquitin-dependent protein catabolic process
Cellular component (GO): nucleus; cytoplasm
Molecular function (GO): cullin family protein binding
Source: RefSeq, a predicted model, not a curated record
AAGCCACUGUCACUGCACUCGGCUCUUUCCGGAAAUCCCCGAAGCCACUUUCACUGCACUCGGCUCUUUCCGGACACUGUUCAUCCUUAGCUCGGAUCUAUAUCGUUUUCAGGCCUGCGCUGAGCUCCACAGAGGCGCUUUUAUUUCACGAAAAUGCCCACGAUUAAGCUACAGAGUUCCGAUGGGGAGAUUUUUGAGGUGGAUGUGGAAAUAGCCAAACAGUCCGUCACUAUCAAAACUAUGUUAGAAGAUUUGGGGAUGGACGAUGAAGGAGAUGAUGACCCUGUCCCUCUCCCAAACGUCAACGCUGCCAUCCUCAAGAAGGUGAUCCAGUGGUGCACCCAUCACAAAGACGACCCCCCUCCCCCUGAAGAUGACGAGAACAAGGAGAAGAGGACGGACGACAUUCCAGUGUGGGACCAGGAGUUCCUCAAAGUGGACCAGGGAACGCUGUUUGAGCUCAUUCUGGCGGCGAAUUACCUGGACAUUAAGGGUCUUUUGGACGUGACGUGUAAAACUGUGGCCAACAUGAUCAAAGGAAAGACCCCCGAGGAGAUCAGGAAGACGUUUAACAUCAAGAACGACUUCACAGAGGAGGAGGAGGCACAGGUACGCAAAGAGAACCAGUGGUGUGAAGAGAAGUAGCUGCACCCGUCGUCACCUGUCGCCCCCCGUCCGCCCCGCCCGCCCACCCACCCACACUUUACAGAAGAAUGUCCCCGUAACACAAAACCAACUCACACAGACACAAACUGCACUGGCGUUGUUCAUACUUGUUAAUAUUGACAUUUAGUAUAUUUAGAAUCACUUUACCCACAAUGCUCCUCUCCUCCUGUCCCUUUCCUGUUUCCCGUUUCGAAAGCAUGACCAUUUUAACCUGCGUGAUGUAAUUAAUUUAAAUAAAGCUUUUUGUUUUGACACUUUUUUUUUCUCUGUUGGCAUACUGACAAAACAUAGUCCACAUUUAGCUUGUACCUUUAGCCUCUUCCUCUUUGCGAACUUUGUGGUUUUUUUUUUACUUUUUAUUUGAGGUCAGUGAUUUGAAUGAAGCUGGAGGCAGAAGUGACUAUUUUAUUUUCACAUCUGUAAAUGCUUUUGUGAUACUUCUGUUUAGAAUAUAGAAGAGUUGAAGAAAAUUUGGCCUAUUUUAAUAAAGGGGACAUAUAACGCUUACUAGAGAUGUGUUAACUUGGCAGGACAAGUUUUUAGUUUCAUGUUUAAAGCUUUAUUGUGUAACUUUUCCGACAUUUUUUCUUGGCUCCCUCCAUGGAGACGUUAUUGCGUGGCCUGGAAUGUUCCGCAGUGUUACAGCAUCACUAAUCUAUCGCUUCUGUUCACGUACAGGUGUUUUCACUGCUGAAGAAUACCUUGAAAAACACUCUUAAGUGGGCUCGCCUUUCCACAGAUCUGACUUUCUUAGCGCUUUAUUGCGCAGCAGCAAUAGCAUCUCCAUGGAGACGAGCAAACAGGCAGUGAAAAUGGUAGAAAAGUUACAUACAGUGGCUUUAGUCAGACACCACCCAAAUAAGAAAGUUAUGGGUAAGAAAAUAAUUUUAUUUUUUACUUUUCCGUUACUUUAAGUUCUAAAAUGUGAAAUGUCAAAGCGGAAAUGUCAAAUCAAGCGAAGCCUGAUGUGUCCCCUUUAGGAGAAGUGAAGCUUGUGUCAGGACUCUGCUUGUUUCAGAGUGACAGUGACUUUCUCUGAUUACGGUUCAUGUUGUGUUUAUUCGGUCAUUUUGGGCUCGUCCGACAUUAAAGGAGCAAAUAAAAUGUACUUAAAGGAAA